Messenger RNA from Triticum urartu, 1213 nucleotides. The record is from RefSeq and is a predicted model, not a curated record. NCBI's taxonomy places the organism in Eukaryota, Viridiplantae, Streptophyta, Magnoliopsida, Poales, Poaceae.
UCGAGACAAGCAAAAGUCCACAGCGAUGACUGGUGAAAUGGAUGUGGAUAGCGUUGUAGAAUACUUCAGGGGCAAGAGCAUCCUCAUCACUGGAUCAACGGGGUUCCUAGGAAAAGUGCUUGUCGAGAAGAUAUUAAGGGUUCAGCCUGAUGUCAAGAAGCUCUUCCUCUUGAUUCGGGCCUUCGAUGUUGAAUCCGCAAAGCUUCGGAUUCAAAAUGAGGUCAUAGGGAGGGAAAUCUUUCAAGUUCUCAAAGAAGAACAUGGUGUGGGGUUCCAUAAUUUCGUCGAAGAAAAGAUCUGCCCUUUGGUGGGAGACAUCAUGCAUGAGGACUUUGGACUAGACACUGCCAAGCUGAGAGAAGUGUCGAAGGACAUAGACAUUAUUGUCAACGUAGCUGCCACUACGAAAUUCUCUGAGAGAUAUGAUGUGGCUUUCGAUGUGAAUGUCUUGGGAGUGAAGCAUGUUUGCGCAUUCGCAAAGAAGUGUAUUAAGCUCAAGAUGUUGCUUCAUGUUUCAACGGCCUAUGUAGUUGGUGAACAAGAAGGCCUAAUAGCAGAGAAGCCAUUCUUCAUGGGUGAGACACUAAGGGUGGGCACACAUUUGGAUAUAGAAUCCGAGCUAAAUCUGAUCAAAGAGACCAGGAGAGAACUAAGGGAUGACGGUUCCACUGAGAAAGACGAGAGGAAAGUCAUGAAGAAACUUGGCCUCAAGAGGGCACGAAACUUUGGGUGGCCAAACUCCUAUGUCUUCACUAAGGCAAUGGGGGAGAUGCUGAUGGGGCUCUUGCAAGGGGACUUUCCGGUGGUCAUCAUCCGCCCGAGCAUCAUAACUAGUACACUCAAGGAGCCAUUGCCUGGAUGGAUGGAAGGAAUUAGGACCGUGGACGCAGUGAUCAUGGGUUAUGCCGGGAAGACCUUACCAUUCUUUCUAGGCAACCUUGAUUUAAUACUCGACAUGAUUCCGGGGGACAUGGUGGUGAAUGCUAUGAUGGUUGCCAUGGCAGCACACUCAGAUGAUCAAAAAGGUCAGAUCAUCUACAAUGUAACUUCGUCGGUAAGCAACCCAGCACCCUCAGCCCUAGUCAUCGACGCAAUGCACCGUUACUUCUUUGAGAACCCGCCAUGCAAGGGGAACGGUGAGCGUGUCCGGCUGAAGAAGAUGCGAUUCUUUAGCACACUCACACAGUUGAGAUUGUACAUGGCCAUCAAAUAG